This is a messenger RNA of Rhea pennata, 1122 nucleotides long. Its product is annotated as L-threonine 3-dehydrogenase, mitochondrial-like. Bases 1 to 1122 code for a protein of 373 amino acids. The record is from RefSeq and is a predicted model, not a curated record. Gene Ontology annotation, molecular function: L-threonine 3-dehydrogenase activity. NCBI's taxonomy places the organism in Eukaryota, Metazoa, Chordata, Aves, Rheiformes, Rheidae. Gene Ontology annotation, biological process: L-threonine catabolic process. The transcript is spliced from 8 exons.
AUGCCAAUUGUCAAAAACGUGAGCAGAGCUGUCAACCAGCUGCUUCAAAGCUCUGGCUGUGGAUGUGGGAUUUCCAUAGUGCCUGUUCGAUGUAUUGGAAUCUCGCCCCGCCAGGUGGCCUCUGAUGCUAGCUUUCAUUCAGUGUCUUUUUCUGAGUCUCAUCAUCCUCGGGUGCUAAUUACAGGAGGUCUUGGCCAGCUUGGAGUGGGACUCGCUAAACUUCUAAGGAAACAUUUUGGAAAGAACAAUGUGAUCUUAUCUGACAUUAGAAAGCCUGCAGACAGUGUUUUUUAUAGUGGUCCUUUUAUCUAUUCGGAUAUCUUGGACUACAAGAAUUUACGUGAGAUAGUGGUGAAUAAUCGGAUAACUUGGUUGUUCCAUUAUAGUGCUUUGCUCAGUGCUGUUGGAGAAGCAAAUGUCCCUUUGGCCAGAGCUGUAAAUAUUACUGGUUUACACAAUGUUCUGGAUAUUGCAGCUGAGCAUAAUUUGCGACUCUUUGUUCCCAGCACUAUUGGAGCCUUUGGACCCAGCUCUCCUCGAGAUCCAACUCCUGAUCUCUGCAUUCAGAGACCAAGGACAAUCUAUGGAGUCUCCAAGGUUCAUGCUGAGCUCAUGGGAGAAUACUACCAUUACCGAUAUGGCCUAGACUUUCGAUGCCUAAGGUAUCCAGGAAUUAUAUCUGCUGACUCUCAGCCUGGAGGGGGAACAACUGAUUAUGCUGUCCAGAUUUUCCAUGAUGCCAUAAAAACUGGCAAAUUUCAGUGUAACCUGAAGCCGGACACCCGUCUCCCUAUGAUGUACAUUGACGACUGUCUGAAGGCUACUCUAGAGGUCAUGGAGGCCCCUGCUGAGGCACUGAGCAUGAGGACAUACAACAUCAGUGCCAUGAGUUUCACUCCUGAAGAGCUGGCACAAGAGGUGCAGAAGCAUGUUCCUGAACUCCAGGUGACCUACAGCGUGGAUGCGGUUAGGCAGGCCAUAGCUGACAGCUGGCCAAUGAACUUUGAUGACAGCAAUGCCCGGAAAGACUGGGGAUGGAAACAUGAUUACGACCUCCCUGAGCUGGUGACUACAAUGUUUAGCUUCCUUGGGUCUGACUCCAGGAUUGCUCAAGCUAACUGA